AUUUACAUAUUCUGUGGUUCCCGUCUGAGUGUGCAUAUGGAGCAGUUGAGCAGUUUCCAAAAGACGAAGGCACACCUCGAAGUCGAGCCGCGACCGUGAGAUGCGCUCCUUUUGACCGUUUCUCCACUUGUUUCCACGCAACUCAAAGAAAAAGUGGUGUCGCCGGUUGACUUUGAGACUUAUGUUACAUCAGUCGCCACUGCGUGUAGAAAUCAGAUCCAGGAGGAACAAGUCUGUAAAAGACAAGCCUGCCCAAAGUUUGGGAUCAUUUCCCACCUAACCAGGAAGAAAAAGUGGAAUGUGUUCCACAACAGCACCUCUACGAUCACCAUCACAAGAUUCGCGUGACCCUGGUCUGUCACUGUCACCAGGGAGGAGUGUCAUGGCCGAGCCAGAUUACAUUGAGGGAGACUGCAAUGAGCUCAUCAAACCCAAGAAGUUGAUCAACCCCGUGAAGAACUCUCGCAACCACCAGGACCUGCACCGGGAGCUGCUCAUGAACCAAAAGAGGGGCCUAGCUCCUCAGAACAAACCAGAACUCCAGAAGGUUCUGGAAAAGAGGAAGCGGGAGCAAGUCCUCAAAGCUCAGAAGGAGGAGCAGGAGGCGCAUAAGAAAAGGAGUGACUUGGAAAUCGAGCUCAUGAAAAGACAACAGAAACUGGAGCAGCUGGAGUUGGAGCAACAGAAGAACGAGGAGGAGCAGGAGAACACUCCCGAAUUUGUGAAAAUGAAGAGCAACCUGCGCCGAACCAAGCAGGAGACGAACGACGAGGAGAGAACGACCUAGACGCCGUCGAGUUGCCGGCGUUCUUGAGCUCCCCCCUCGUCAUUUGCAAUUUGAGGAGAGACUUUUACAGACUAAAGACGCCCCUCGCCAAGGACCACCACUAGUUGAGCUAACCUAGCGACACGCGGGAGUUUUCUUCCCUUUUUCACUCUUCUCUUUCCUCACACCAAGCUGUCAUUUCCCUUUUCUGUCACGGUGUACGUCUAGUUUUCGUAUUUUUCAGGGGGGGUUGUGUUCUCACCUACGGAAUCACAGGAAGGAAAAGUGGACACUGGAUGGAAUCUCAAGCUGUGUAAUUGUGAUAAAAAAGCCAAACAAAAUGUGCUUUUCUUUAUUUAUGUUUGUAGCUUUUUAGCCCACUUCUAGAAAAAAGGCUGGGCAAGGAGUGGAGGUGUGCGUGUACACUUUUAUUAGUCGUUUUGUGCAUUUUUAGUUUGUUUUACAGCUAAUUUAGUUUAUGAAGCCAGAACAGGACAAAGGGAGUUGGUUUUAUUUUGUUAUUUCUAAAAAUACUUUCUCAGCUAAUGAAAUUUGGAGCAAUAGACCUCCCGUGGGCGUGAGUGAUGUUUUCUCGAUAUAUCGUUGUUUUGUAUUAAUAAAAGUGUUCAAUACAGCU
Molecule: messenger RNA, 1403 nt
Organism: Corythoichthys intestinalis (scribbled pipefish)
Lineage: Eukaryota; Metazoa; Chordata; Actinopteri; Syngnathiformes; Syngnathidae
Product: protein FAM107B-like
Exons: 5
Coding region: 299-787 (162 amino acids)
Source: RefSeq, a predicted model, not a curated record